Knipowitschia caucasica is the source of this 288-nucleotide messenger RNA. The record is from the annotation of a GenBank genome assembly. Lineage: Eukaryota; Metazoa; Chordata; Actinopteri; Gobiiformes; Gobiidae.
AUGAAGGUGGAGGUGAUCUGCCUCGGCCUUCAGUUGGCAAAAAGCCUGAGGCAACGGCUAAAGCUACUGCUAAGCAUCUGGCCGUUGGCGGGAGUCCUUGCCGCGCACAUCGCUCCAGAGCCGCCGCACGCAGUUCCAGUGGUCCACGUCAGUCCAGAGAAAGUUCCUCGUCGGAUACAGGCUCUUCAGAGCUAUGGGAACCUGAAGCUGACCCAAACAGCAGUGACUCAUCUCCCGAUUCCCCCAGAGCAACCGGCAGAGCAGGUAAUGCAAGAUGCAAGAUGUUGA